AUGGUAGUUUCGAAAAAUUCACAGAUGGAACCUACCGGCGCGCCGACCAGCAGCUCGGCCUCCGGCCGCACGUCGGUGAUCGACUCCCUCCGCGGCUUCACGCUGGCCGGCGUUCGGGUCAACAAGGAGGAGCUCCGGCGGAAGGUCACGAUCCCCGGGUACCUACGGCUUGCCAUGAGGGAGGCGAUCCGGGAGAGGAGCGGCGGCGAGGCCGCCGCCGCCGCCGCGGUCCGGCUGCAAGAGGAGGCGGAUCCGGCCGAGUGGCCGACGGUGGUGUUCGUGAAUUCGAAGAGCGGCGGGCGCCACGGGCCCGAACUCAAGGCCCGACUGCAAGAGCUCAUGGGCGAAGAACAGGUUUUCGACCUUUCGGAGGUGAAGCCUCACGAAUUCGUUCAACACGGGCUGUCUUGCCUGGAGAGUUUCGCAAGCCUCGGGGACAAAUGCGCGCAAGAGACUCGCGAAAAGCUUAAGAUUGUGGUGGCAGGAGGUGACGGGACAGUCGGUUGGGUCCUCGGUUGUCUGGGUGAGCUUAGCAAACAGGGGAGGCUGCCAGUUCCACCGACCGGGAUUAUUCCGCUCGGUACCGGAAAUGACUUGUCGAGGAGUUUCGGUUGGGGUGGUUCGUUCCCGUUUAAUUGGAAAUCAGCUAUGAAAAGAACACUUGAAAAGAUAGCAACUGGCCCUUCUGCUCGUCUCGAUAGUUGGCAGGUUUUAAUAUCAAUGCCGAGUAGGAUAGAGUUGGAUACACCUUAUUCUCUCAAGGCAACAGAACAAACACCUCUUGAUCUGGUCUGUAUGGAUGCACGAGUUGCUCACGGUUUCCAUCAUUUACGGAACGAAAGACCUUACCUUGCUCGAGGUCCCAUCUCAAACAAGGUGAAAGAUCUGACAUUUGAUCAGUUUUUCGAAUUUUCGAUGAUUUAUUCUGGAUACAGUUGCACGCAAGGAUGGUUCUGCACUCCGUGCAGCAGUGAUCCCGGUUUAAGGUCUCUGAAGAACAUCCUAAGGAUAUACAUUAAAAAGGUUCACGCAUCAAAGUGGGAGCAAAUCCCUGUACCCUUGAGUGUGAGAUCCAUAGUUGCUCUUAAUCUUCCUAACUAUGGAAGUGGAAGAAAUCCAUGGGGAAAAUUGAAGCCCAAUUAUCUUGAGAAGAGAGGAUUUGUCGAGGCCCAUGCGGAUGAUGGGGUUUUGGAAAUCUUCGGAUUGAAACACGGAUGGCAUGCUUCGAUGGUGAUGGCUGAAUUGAUAUCUGCAAAACACAUAGCCCAGGUUUCGGCUGUCCGGUUCGAGCUCAGAGGUGGAGAAUGGAAAAAUUCGUACAUGCAAAUGGAUGGAGAGCCGUGGAAACAACCGAUGGAUAAGGAUUUCUCGACUUUUAUCGAGAUAAAGAGAGUGCCUCAUCAAUCGGUCAUGAUCGUGAGAGAUUAG
Messenger RNA from Striga asiatica, 1428 nucleotides. Lineage: Eukaryota; Viridiplantae; Streptophyta; Magnoliopsida; Lamiales; Orobanchaceae. The record is from the annotation of a GenBank genome assembly.